This is a messenger RNA of Penaeus monodon (black tiger shrimp), 372 nucleotides long. RefSeq lists its product as uncharacterized. The record is from RefSeq and is a predicted model, not a curated record. The transcript has 3 exons. NCBI's taxonomy places the organism in Eukaryota, Metazoa, Arthropoda, Malacostraca, Decapoda, Penaeidae. Gene Ontology annotation, cellular component: extracellular matrix. The coding region runs from base 1 to 372 and encodes 123 amino acids.
AUGAACUUCGUCUUCGUGCUCAGAAUUAUGCCUAAGUACACAGUAUUUGCACUUGCCGUCCUUGUGGUCAUCGCCAUGGCCCAUCCAGAUAACCGCCUAAAUAUGGCUACUCUGCUCCCACACCCUCUUACACACCCACCGACUGGUAACGACUUCGGGCAUGAGAAAGCCCGUGAUAGCGACCACACAAGGGGAUCCUACUACGACUUUCUUUCCGACGGUCGUCUUCAGAUGGUCACCUACAAUGUGAACAGAGACUCCGGUUACGUGGCUGAUGUCAUUUACGAGGGAGAGGCUCAGUACCCCACACCAAUGGCCUCCUAUGGUCCUCCUCAGCCUUCCUACAAGCCGCCCCACCUCUCCUAUGCUUAA